AUGGAAGACGCCGCCGCGGGCACCGGGCCACGGGACGAUCCCGAUCGGGCGCCGCCGGACCCCGCCGCCUCCCCCGUUGGUGGCGUGAAGACGGAGACCGCCGGUGGGGCGGAAGCGCCUGCUGCGGCAGGCGUGGCCGGUGAGGCCGAGCCGGGUGGAGGCGCGGCGGCGGCGCGGCGUGGGGGUGACGCGGUCGCGGAGGCCUCCGCGAGCGAGCCCACGGCGGAGUCUAACGAAGACGGCGGCGCUUCUGCUGCUGCUGCGGGCGAAGAGCGCCCCGCGGCGCGUGAGGCGGGCGGGGACGGCGGCGCGGGCGAAGGGCGGACUGCUGUGCACGCCGCGAGUGAGGUGGCUCAGGGCGGCAUUGUGGGGGGAUCGCAAGAUGUGGAUCCCGCGGUGUCUGAGGCGAAGAUUGAAGUGGACGAGGGUGGCGACGCGAGCAAGCAGAAGCAGCGCUCUCCGUCGCCUUGUAUGGCCAGCGAGGUGGAUGUGGGGAGCGAUCCGGGGGCAGCGCAGGAUUUGGCUCCUGUGGCGUCUGAAGUGGAGAUGGAGGUGGAUGGCAGCCGUGUUCAGGAACAAGAGUGUGCAGGAGCGGCUGGGGCGUCUGAAGUGAAGAUGGAGGUGGAUGGUAGCCAUGUUCAGGAACAAGGGUGCGCGGGAGCGGCUGGGGCGUCUGAAGUGAAGAUGGAGGUGGAUGGUAGCCAUGUUCAGGAACAAGGGUGCGCGGGAGCGGCUGGGGCGUCUGAAGUGAAGGUGGAGGUGGAUGGUAGCCUUGUUCAGGAACAAGAAUGCGCGGGAGCGGCUGUGGCGGGAGAGGCUAAGGUGGAGGAAACUGAUGGAAGGGUGGUGAACCAAGGGCCUGCUUCCACAUCUGCUGGGGGCCUUCAGGUGCGCGCCAAGGAGGCGGGGGAGUGCUUGGUCGGCCGUUACAUUGGCCGCCACGUGCCAGGGCAUGCGAGCCUUCUUAUUGGGAAGGUUGCGUCCUAUGAUAGCACAGCUGGCGUUUACAGCGUGGUGUUUGAGGACGGACAUGCUGAGGAUUUGGCGUUUCCUCAGCUCCAGGAGUUCCUCAUGCCCGACGAGAAUUGUGCGUUAGGCAUGAAGGUGAGCUGCAGGAAGAGGAAGCUAGACCUGUUGGUUUUGUCGGGGAGUGCCUCGGAGGUGAAAGAGCCAGCAAGUACUAGGCAGAGGGUUGACGGAUGUGAGAUGCCUGCCAACCCUGAUGCGCUGCAGUGUAGUGGGUCUGGCUCGGAUAUGUCUGGGGAUAUCGAAUCUUCGAGUAAUUCAUCUGAUUUCACUAAAGAAGAACCAUCCGAGACGUGCCCUCCUGUACAGGCUGUGGAGUUGCCCCCGUCAUCGGGAGACAUUCCUGUGCCAGAAGAUUCCAUAAGCUAUCUCUUUUCGGUUUAUAACUUCCUGCGAUCCUUCAGCGUGCAGCUGUUCCUGAGUCCGUUUGGGCUGGAUGAUUUUGUUGCAGCCAUUAAUUGCGCUGUUCAGAAUAACUUGUUGGAUGCCGUACAUGUCUCGCUACUGCGGGCACUGAAGCGGCAUCUUGAAUCUAAAUCUGCUGAAGGAUCUCAGAUGGCUUCGAAUUGCUUAAAGUAUCUGGAUUGGACAUUACUAGAUGCAUUGACUUGGCCAACUUUCUUACUAGAGUACCUGUAUGUGAUGAGGUGCAUUAAGAAUCUAGGGGCGCAGAGUUUUGCUAGAAACCUCCUAGCUGCCGAAUACUAUAAACUUCCUGUUGCCACGAAGUUGAGGGUGCUGCAAAUACUCUGUGACCAUGUCCUUGAAUCAGAAGAAUUCAAAACUGUACUGGAUGAUCGAGUAGGCUACAAUGAGGAGAUGGAAUAUGAGAUAGAUUCUAGCACCUUUUGGGAGGCUGGUUCAAGGGCAGUCUCGACUAGAGCCUCGAAGGCCUCAGCUUACAAAAUGAUGAAUGCUUUACAGAACUUUGAAAGUGCUCCAAAUGUAACAAAUCCAGAUGUUGCUGUAGCAGAUGUUUCUCAGGACGGCAAUAGUGAUGAUUGCCGAAUAUGUGGAAUGGAUGGGACUUUGGUAUGCUGUGAUGGCUGCCCAUGGGCAUAUCAUUCGAGAUGUAUUGGUCAAAACAAAGCUUUCCUUCCCCAUGGAGACUGGUUCUGUCCAGAAUGUGUGGUCAACAAGCUUGGACCAACUUCGUCAAGAAUUGAACGUGGUGCAAGAGGAGCUCAAAUGUUUGGCGUUGAUAUGUGCGGGAGGCUAUUCAUAGGAACCUGCAACUAUUUACUGGUGAUCAAAACAUCUUCAGAUGUAGAGUCUUAUGCAAGAUAUUACAAUCAUUAUGAUGUUGUCAAGGUCCUCCAGAGACUUGCUCCCUCAGAUGCAUAUGUGGAUAUAUGCAGGCAAAUAAUGGAAUACUGGAAACAUUUACUCGGUACAGUUCAGAGUGAGAGAUCAACAAUAUUGGAAGAAGUUGGUACAAGACAUACUCCACAAUCCAGUAUGUUGAGUUUUACUCCAACAAAGUCAGAAGAUGGAAGUGGCUGGACAACUUCAAAAGAUGGUGGGGACAGUAAAACAGUAGCACUUCCUCAAACAAAUACACAACAGAAAUUUGUCGCUAAUCAGUAUACAGUGUGCUCUGCUGAACACCUGGAGAAACAAAAAUGCAUGUCAAGCUUAGGUGUUGUCACCGAGAAGAAUGUUGAAGUUUGCAAGGAAGCUCUGUCAGCUCAGAACAACAUACAUAAUGCACCUAGAAAUGGAAAUUCUGGACCAUUUGUGCCAUCCUCCAUUUCUCAUCAGAAUGGAUCCGUUGGAAUGGUUAUGUCUAACAUAGCACAAGCACAGCCAGCUCAUAGUAUAUAUCGUCCAGAUGUAUCCACUGUUUCUGCAAAGGCAGAAUCAUUUCGUCCAUCUUUGCAAGAUAAACACCACCUUCAGCUGUUUACUGAAAGAUCUGGAAACAUGAGUUGUGGCAAGGCAGCAAAAUCGUCUUCUUUUAAACCACAAGCAUACAUGAAUCUCUACAAUCAUGGCAACAUUGCAGCGUCUGCUGCUGCCAAUCUAGCUAUUAUAACAUCCGAUGAAGGUAAGGUUUCUGCAUCCCAACUGACCUUAAAACCAAAGAGGAAAGUGGCUGCAGACAAUGCUCUACAGUUGAAAGCAUUUUCCUCAGCAGUCGCACAAUUUGUUUGGCCGAGUACUGAAAAGAAGCUUAUUGAAGUUCCAAGAGAUAGAUGUGGUUGGUGCCUUGCUUGCAGAAGUUCAGCAAGUGGAAACAAAAAGGCUUGUUUUCUUAACAUGACCACGACAAAUGCUGCUAAAAGUUCUGCUCGAGUUCUUAGCACCAUGCGUGUAAUAAAAAAUUCUGACAGCCACUUCCCCAGUAUUGCUGCUUAUUUAGCCAACAUGGAGGAAAGUUUGCGUGCCCUGUUGGUUGGUUCACUACAAGACGUGCAGCAGAGAGAACGGUGGCAUCAACAACUAGAAGAAGCUUCCAGCUGCAGAACUAUAAUACCCCUCUUGCUUGAGUUGGAAAGCAACAUCCGUGGAGUAGCAUUUUCUGCAAGCUGGUUGAAGCCAAUAGACGAUUGGCCUGUGGAAUCUCCGGGUCCAUCGACGGUAGCAUCUCGUCCUGCACAAUACCAAAAGCGUGGGGCUGGUGGAAGGCAUGGCAGAAAACGUUUGUUGGCAUCUGAAUCUGGUACUGCUACUGACGAUGACAACAGCUGGACUUGGUGGACCGGAGGAAAUAUAACAAAACGUACUUUGCAGAGAGGGGCUCUUCUACAUUCAACCAUAAGAAAAGCUGCUCGCCAAGGUGGUAAAAAAAGGAUAGCAGGUUUAUCUUACCAUGAAGGUUCCAAUUUUCCAAGACGAUCUCGGCAAUUUUUCUGGAGAGCAUGUGUUGGACUAAGCCAGACUUCAUCUCGACUUGCUCUGCAGGUUAGAUAUCUUGAUGCCCACAUCAGAUGGAAGGAGUUCAUCCCUCCAGAUCAAAUUCCUUCAGAUGGAAAAAGCUCUGAUGCUGACUUUUCUGCCCUCAGAAAUGCUGUACUCUGUGAUAAAAAAAUAAUCGACAAUAAGAUAAGAUAUGCACUUAAGUUUCCCAACCAAAAGCAUCUUCCUGUCCGUCUGACAAAAAAUAUCUUGGAAGCAGAAAGUGAUCAGGAUGAAAGUAGAAAAUUGUGGUUUUCUGAAAACCAUGUGCCACUGUACAUGUUACGAGAAUUUGAGCAGCAUGCUGAGGCUAGCUCCUUGCCUACUCCAGGAAUUCCAGACUCUAACUGUUUUACCAAUUUAUACCCAAGGCGAGUAAAAGCAUCUGACGGAGAUGUCUUUUCCUAUCUCUUUCACAAGGGAGAAGUCUAUCCCUGCACCUCAUGCAAGAAGGAUGUUCUCUACAGGGAUAUUGUUAAAUGCAGCUCUUGUCAAGGUAAUUGUCAUAAAGAGUGUACAUCAAGAUCUGUUGUUAGCAAAGGAGGCAGUGCUACUUCCAGUUUGAUAUGCAAGUUAUGCCUCCAGAAGCAGAGUCUUAUGCUCACUAGUUACAAUACAAAUACAAAUGCAAGUUAUAUCCAGCAUCAACAGAAGAGUAAUGGCCAACAGCCAGUGGCCGCUCCCAGAAUUGUAUUUAAGGUUACUUCUUCCCAUUCUGCUGAACCUGCUCCCAAAGUUGAAGCCGAGCCAGUCACAAAGGUUAAAGCACAACCAGUUGGAAAGGUGGAAGCUACAACCCAGCCAGUUGUGAAUGUGAAAGCCGAGCCACUCGUGAAGAAAAAUAAGAAUGACAAGGAUGAUGGAAGUGAGUUCAGGGCGAAUAAUGUAAUCCUUAAAAGCAAGGAUGGUAUAGGUUCGUCAAUAAAACCAAAAUGUUGUCUAUGUGACAAAGCUUAUUCUCCGGAUUUCCUGUAUGUACGCUGUGAGAAGUGCACAAAUUGGUUUCAUGGUGAUUCCUUGCAACUUGAUGAAGAUAGGCUUGGUGAGUUGGUUGGAUACCGAUGUUGUAGGUGCCGAAGGAGAGCCAUACCCCCAUGUCCUCAUUCAGAUAAUUAUGUAAAGCCUGAACCAGAAAUUAGUGAGCAAACAGUUGCAACAUCAUUGCUGUCAACUAUGCUAUCUAGUGAGGAGACUUUUGCUUUAGCAGAUCAGGACCCACUGCUUGCUUCAUAUGGAAUAGUUGAACCAAUUGGGGAAGAAACAAGGGAUGUUGAUAUAUCAGCGAACACGGCAAGCAUUGCCCCAGGAAGUAACCAGAAGCUGUCUAUAAGAAGAGCACAAACUAAAAUUUCUGAAUACCUUGAUCAAGCUGGUAAACCUGUGAAUGAGUAUUAUAUCCAGAAUACACCUUCAGGCUAUGGAAACAUCAAUUUCAGCCAUAUGAAUGAAAUUUCUUUUUCGGAGGCUGACAGUGUGGAUGCUUCAGAACUAUUGGGGUGGGAUUUUUCCAAAGGAACUGCAUAUGCUGCCCCACCUGAUUUCACUUCUAAUCACCAGCAGAAUGACACUAGCUGUGGCAGCUUUGUGAUGGACGAGUAUGAGCCCCAAACUUAUUUCUCGUUCACUGAGCUACUUGAAGCUGAUGACACACACCUUGACAAUGCAUUUGGGAUGGCUACUGGUCUCCAAGAUGAUGUUAACGGCACCGGAAGCUUUGCUCAACAAGGAGUUGGUUUUGAUGAUAUGUCUUUCAUGGUAGAAGAUGGAGCUUCAAAUAUGAACUUCCCAACAAAUGGUUCCACACCUGAAGAGGUAGCAUGCCGCAACUGCAUGAAUACUCAGCCGCCACCCGAUCUACGAUGUUCUGUCUGUGGCCUGCUCAUACACCUGCAUUGCUCACCGUGGGACCAAGGUUUAGAGCCCGUUGUGAGCGGCAAUUGGAGUUGUGGUGGUUGCCGCGGAUGGCAAUGA
Messenger RNA from Miscanthus lutarioriparius, 5895 nucleotides. The record is from the annotation of a GenBank genome assembly. Lineage: Eukaryota; Viridiplantae; Streptophyta; Magnoliopsida; Poales; Poaceae.